AUGGCAGAAACAGAAGGAAACAUAAGCACCUCUUUCUGGGAUGACAUUCCCAGCUACCAUGAGUAUUCCGACAACUUCUCCGAGCCGGACCCAAGAACAGUCCCCUGCACUCAAAGUGAGGUGGGCGCAUUUGCUCGCUUUUUCUGCCCAGCUGUCUUCUCCUUGGCCUUCGUGGUGGGACUAGUGGGCAACGGGUCAGUGCUGGUCAUCCUGGGCAAACACCGGUGCCCCUGGCUCUUUGCUGACUGCUUCCUCUUCCAGUUGGCCAUGGCCGACCUCCUGCUGGUCUUAAUUCUCCCUUUCCGUGCUGCACAAUUUGCCCAGAGUUGGGUCUUUGGAGAAUUCCUCUGCAAACUCCUGAGUGCCCUGUCCACCAUGAACAGCUACAGCACCAUUUUCCUCAUGGCUUGCCUUAGCGUCGAGCGCUACUUGGUGAUCGUCCGUGGCAUUCAGCUGCACCACCGCUGGAAGCUUCACCACACAUACGUGGCUUCCGCAGGGCUCUGGGUGCUGUGCUUUGGCUUGUCUGUGCCGGAGUUACACUUCCACACCGUGACUUACGGCCACGUGGCCGGAGCGUCCGUCUGCCACCUGGAUUUCAGUGCCCAGGGAGCCGGGUCGUGGCAUUUGGGUCUACGUUUCACCUCCUUCUCCCUCGGCUUCUUAUUGCCUGUACUGGUGAUGGCAUUCUGCUACUGCCAGGUCGUUGCCAGACUGUACCAGGCUCACCUCUUCUGCAAGUACUCAGCCUUGAGCCUCCUGCUGGUGAUUUUAGGCCUUUUCGUCCUCUGCUGGGCCCCUUUCCAUGGCUUCCUCCUUGUGGAUAGUUUACAGCGCCUGGGCCACCUGGAUCGGGACUGUGCCCGGGAGAAAGUGCUGGAUUUUGGGCUGCUCUUCACAGAAAGCCUGGGCAUGUUCCAUUGCUGUCUGAACCCCUUGGUGUAUGCCGUCAUAGGGGGCAAGUUCCGAAGGGAGCUUUUCAGAUUGUUCCAUUGGUGGGACCGGAGCAAAGAGCAUGAUCUGAGAACCUGCAGCCAGGAGCACAGCCAAGCCACAGAAAACAGCACCGCCCAAGGUCUAAACUACUCUGUCAUGAUAUGA
Molecule: messenger RNA, 1101 nt
Organism: Hemicordylus capensis (graceful crag lizard)
Lineage: Eukaryota; Metazoa; Chordata; Lepidosauria; Squamata; Cordylidae
Product: C-X-C chemokine receptor type 3-2-like
Exons: 2
Coding region: 1-1101 (366 amino acids)
Biological process (GO): chemotaxis; G protein-coupled receptor signaling pathway; immune response
Cellular component (GO): membrane
Molecular function (GO): chemokine receptor activity
Source: RefSeq, a predicted model, not a curated record